AUGGCUGGUGGGGUUCGUGUGGGCAGUGAAACAAGUGCGAGAAUUUCCCCGUUUGCGGUUUUGGGUGAGGCAAAGCUGCUUGAAGCUGUUGAACCAAGGUCUGGUCGUGUCUGGCGAGAUCCGGAGGCGGGGAUUGGGAGUGGAAUGGAAGAAAAGGGUAGCCAAAAACGGGGGCUUGUGAAAAGAGCUGCAGGAGCGACCGGCUACCACACAGCUAACCUUGGUCUGCUGCAGGGACCCCCACAGCUUGCCAAUCGGGUAACUGCGAUCGUCUUCAACUCAACACUUUGGGACACUCGAGAACACGGAACGGAAGGUGCGGCCCAAGGUGCGGCCCACGAGGGUCAGACCCGGUCGCAAGACUUUGCGGCAGAUUGA
Sporothrix schenckii 1099-18 is the source of this 378-nucleotide messenger RNA. RefSeq lists its product as uncharacterized. The coding region runs from base 1 to 378 and encodes 125 amino acids. The transcript is spliced from 2 exons. NCBI's taxonomy places the organism in Eukaryota, Fungi, Ascomycota, Sordariomycetes, Ophiostomatales, Ophiostomataceae. The record is from RefSeq and is a predicted model, not a curated record.